AUGACUCGCCGAUUAGUUCCACCCGCCAAUAGGGACGAAGGUCAAUGCCUCAAGCAGGUGGCUCUGCGAAUUAGGGAUAUACCGACAUUGUUAAGCUUUGGGUUGGCCAGCAAAGCAUGCCACGCGAUCGUCUUCAGUACUCCACAAAUUUGGAUUCGUUUUUUGCGACAAAUUCAGUUUUGGGAUCCCAAGGAGUUCAGACGAAGAGAACGGUUGAGAAAAGAGGGUAAUGAGGGUUGGGGCGAAAAUCGGGAUCGUGUUCAGCAGGUGCUGUCCAUUAACGAGGAGAUGACGCCAAUCAAUUGUCUUGACCGGCCGAUAUAUGAUCCCGAUCUCGCUCUAGAACAGUUUAGGAAGAUUUACUCGCUAUUGGCACCAAUUCUGAGAGAUUUGGUGGUGAAAAAUUACUCCAAUUUCCAGAAACUCAAUGUGUUCGUGAAGUACAAUACACCAGAAUCGCAGUCUUUGCUGUUCCACAAUGUGUCCCGAUUUAUCAACAUUUUCAAGUUUACUUCAGGUUUUAAGAGCAUGGCGAUACGACUGAAUGCCAUAGUGGAGGUUUUUGCAAACAGCGUUGUGCGAGAGAUUGACAUCAAUUACGAGAAGAGAGACCACAAGGAGUGCUUUCGACUGAUCAAAGUGCUGAACAACUUGUCACUGGAAAACUAUGAUUCUGCUGCCAUAACUGUGGAGAGCUCUGAGAAGAUUCUGGAGUUUUUCAUAAACAAGUAUGUGGAGUCCUACGUGUUCCUGACGUCUGAUAACCUUGUGGAGAAGACCAUAGUGAAGGUAGGACACUCUUCGAAACGUGGAGUGGUGAAGGGCCAUGAGUUUUUAUUUGCCAGUUUUGAUGACAUUUUAUCACAGAUUGGAGAUAUCUUAAAUUCGCAGUUUGAAGAUGCCACACUGAUAUUCCAGCAUUCAACCGACGAAAGGUUAGACCAGAUGCCCAUCAUCCUGAAGAUAAUGGAGACUUUGUUAAGCAGUUAUCUGAUUGGUGGUUUUUGUGAGGAGUUGAUUUCCAGGGCGAAAGAAAUUGACGCAACGCUGGAUAUGGAUAUUGCUGGAAUAGAGGAGCCGAUUGCAGUGGUGGAAAAGCCAAAUGAAACAGGUGAACGUGACUCGCUUGAGGAUCCUGGUGAUGUUCAUGAUUUGGAUGAUCUUGAGCGUUUGGCCAGUCCUACCAAGGCACAAUCCUCCGAGUCAGAUCCAAGAAUAAACGUCAUGAAUGAGUCCUCCCUGUAUUUCCAAGUGGUGCCCCAUGUCUACCAGGCCAUGAUCCAGACGUUCAAGGAUCUGAAAUAUCCACAGUCUAGACUCGCCAAUGGCGAGGAUUACUUCAGGGUUGCAACCGAAUUGAUCAACUUCUACUACGAGCCAAACAUUCUGGAGUUUAUUGAACUUUUGCCGCGCCAAUGUCACGCCUCGCUGGUCUUGCUCGUAGACGCAUGGGAGGGCGAUCUCACUGAGCGUGAGAAUAUCCAGCAACAAGAGAUUCUAAAGAUGGUAACCGAGCAGGAUAAGGAUGAGAAAAAGUUAUUCAAACUUGACAUUAUCUCGGGCGGAAAAGAGAUCUUGACCGGAUUUACGAAUAUCUUCAAAAUGAGUAAAUCAGAAACGAACGAAAUGGCGAAGGAUACGCGACUCGACGAGCACCAGAACAAAACUCUCACCAAGUUUGCUGCAAAUCUACAGAUUUUAACCAAUAAUGUGAACAAUAUCACGUCUUUGGUGAGUAUGGACCUGACUGUAUACGCCUUGCAGCAUGUGAAAAACAGUUUCACCCUUCUGAUGAGUCUUUAUGGUGGUGACGAGGGGCAUACCACAACAGAAGUCCGAGAGAAAAUCAACCACACAUGUCAGGAGAUAUACAAUGAUGCUCUGACAGUACUAAUAGACACUCACAUCAAGACUGGUUUUGACGAAGCGAUUUCCAGACUCAGAAAUUACAAUCCAACGGAGCUCAAGAGCAUGAUGGACAACGAACAUAAUUCCGAGGUUGAGCCUUUACGAAGGUUUGUGGAGCUAGUCAAUGUUGCCGAUCUGAUCCAGCAAAUGAUCUCUAUCUUUUAUGAAGAAGAACUAGUGGCCAAGCAUAUCGUCUAUGUGAAGGCUAAACAGAAAAGAGACUUCCUGUCAGCCAACAAAUGUGAGAAGACUAUGGCAAAACUUGAGUCGAUGCUUGACUCAUAUGUGGCUGACGGUUUCAGCAUCAGUAUUGAUGUGAUCAUAAACGAACUGACCUAUGCGAUCUUGAAAGAUCUCGAUGAGAAGACUUACGCCAUUUCAGAGAAUGACCUGGCUAAGCCAGAGUUUUCCCAACAUUUAGGAAGUGCCUCCAGCUGGGCAGUUGAAGUCGUGAGGAUCUUGAAUACGCAUUUCAGGCUCUUAUCCGGGUCUAUUGAAAAGCAAAUGGUUGAUGUUUUCAGACAGGAAAUUGGGGAAAGAUUUGUGAGGAUAUUGAUCAAGUUGAUCACGAAAAAGCUCACGAUUUCAACCACCGGGGCUAUCUUCCUCAUAUCGGAUCUCAACCAUUUCUACAACUUUUUUCUUGGUUUACGACAGAAGACUACCGUGGGGUACUUGACUGCCCUCAAGACGAUUUCGCAAUUGUAUCUGAUUGACGGUUCUACGAAGCAGGGUGCAAGAGAUGUUGGUAAGCUGGUGAUGAAGAUAGGAAGGGAUAAUGGCAUGUUCAGUCCUGAAGAGGUUUACCAGUUCGUUUCAAGACGAUCCGACUGGAAUACUAUCAAGACAGAUGUCGACAAAAUCAUGUACGGCUUGGGUAUUGAGGACUGUCAGAUCGUAUAG
Kuraishia capsulata CBS 1993 is the source of this 2811-nucleotide messenger RNA. RefSeq lists its product as uncharacterized. The record is from RefSeq and is a predicted model, not a curated record. The transcript has a single exon. Bases 1 to 2811 code for a protein of 936 amino acids. Gene Ontology annotation, biological process: Golgi to plasma membrane transport; exocytosis. Gene Ontology annotation, cellular component: exocyst; cytoplasm. NCBI's taxonomy places the organism in Eukaryota, Fungi, Ascomycota, Pichiomycetes, Pichiales, Pichiaceae.